AUGCAUAGUGCAACAUAAGAAGAAUUAAAAUCGAGGGCAAAAUAGAAUGAGAUAUCAUCUGGAGAAGAAGAAAUGUUCUCAGAUUCAGGGGAUGAAUGUGAUCCUGAAAAUUACAAUUUUUAUAUGUCGUAAGUUGAUUUUGCUGCAUUGGCGAAUGGGAUUAGUUAAGAUGAUUAAAAAGGAUAGGAAAUUAAUUUAAGGGAAAGAGUUAGCACUCAAUAAUUGAGAUAGGAAGUCAACCAAGUCAACCAGCAUAUUAGUGGAAAUCAUUAAAAUAUAACGAGUGUUCCUAAUCCAAUCAAAUUAUUGGUUUCCAAAUAGAAAAGGAGAUACAAUUAUAAUGGGUUUAAUUUAGAUUUGACAUGUAUUCCAUAAUCAUUAUAUUAGAUAUCACUGAAAAGAUUAUAGCCAUGGGUUUCCCUGCCGAAAAUAUCGAAUCUAUAUACAGAAAUUCAAUGUAGGAUGUCAGAAGAUUUUUUGAUUCAGUACAUCCAGGACAUUAUAAAGUAUACAAUCUUUGUGAAGAAAGAAAAUAUGAUCAUUCUAAUUUUAAUUAAGUAGCAGAGUUUCCAUUCCAAGAUCAUCAAGCACCUACAUUCUCUCUCAUAUACGAAUUCUGUCUUGAUUUGGUAUUUAUUCUUAUAAAAUAAUUAGGAUAAUUGGCUAAAGACUCAUGAAAAAAAUGUUGCUGGAAUUCAUUGCAAAGCAGGAAAAGUAAUAAAUAUUGUUACCGUUUAAGGGUCGUACUGGUGUCAUGAUAUGUUGCUAUAUGCUUUAUGCAAAACAAUUCACCAAUGCUUAUGAUUCCAUGAGAUAUUACGGCAUGAUAAGAACAAAAAAUAAAAAAGUAAUCAAUUAUUUAUCUCUCUAAAGGGUGUUACCAUCCCCUCUCAAAUUCGAUACAUCUUUUAUUUUGAAAAAGCUCUCAAUAAUAAGUGGGUUCCUGACAAUAUGCCAAAUAAAUAAGUUGAAUUAGUCAAAAUCAGAUUGAUUCCAGUACCAAAUGUUAAAUUUUUGGGAGGAUGUGCCCCUUGGUUUCGAAUUUAAAAUAGAGACAAAGAAUACAAUUCUAAAAAUUAAUUCCCUGUUAAAGAAUAUAAAUUAGAACCAUAUAUUGAAUUCAAACUCAGAGACAUCGUUUUAUAGGGUGAUGUUCUUUUACAAUUCUUAAAUUAAGGAUUUUUCUCUAGGUAUACAUGAAAUUAAAUUUCAAAGCAGUGAGAAACUCUUUCAAGCUUGGUUUAAUUGUGACUUCUUCGAUUAUACGGGCAUUCUCAUGAUUGAUAAAUUUAUGCUGGAUAAAGCAUGCAAAGUAUCCCUUAUUUUCACAUUAGGAUAAAUCUGGUAAAACCUUUUAAAAAGAUUUUCGUAUUGAAUUACAUGUCGUUGAAAUUAAUUAAGAUAACAAGUCACUGCAAUCUGUUUAAAAUAAUACAAAUAAUUAAAUUACUCACAAAAACUUUGGAUUUUGA
Messenger RNA from Paramecium octaurelia, 1472 nucleotides. The record is from the annotation of a GenBank genome assembly. Lineage: Eukaryota; Ciliophora; Oligohymenophorea; Peniculida; Parameciidae.